Molecule: messenger RNA, 12535 nt
Organism: Mercenaria mercenaria
Lineage: Eukaryota; Metazoa; Mollusca; Bivalvia; Venerida; Veneridae
Product: DNA ligase 3-like
Exons: 24
Coding region: 187-3366 (1059 amino acids)
Biological process (GO): DNA biosynthetic process; double-strand break repair via alternative nonhomologous end joining; mitochondrial DNA repair
Cellular component (GO): DNA ligase III-XRCC1 complex
Molecular function (GO): zinc ion binding; DNA binding; ATP binding
Source: RefSeq, a predicted model, not a curated record
GAGAGCUUAAAAGAACUUGAUAACGUGAGGGAUCUAAACAGAACAUGACAAAACGUGAUAGCAUAUCGUGGUAAUCGUAUGAACUUGAGAGAACGUGAUGAAAAUCAUGCAGAUCUUGACCAGAAUUGUGUUGGUUUCGUAACAAAAUGCUACAGGUACAGAGCAUAUAAGCAGGCUAGACUUUGAAUGAGCAAGUGGUUAACCAGUCUGCAGUCAAUUACACGGACAUAUUUCAGGCAUUUAGUUACACAACUUGCGAGAAACUCAGCGGAUAAUCUACGUUUAAAAUUUUCUGUAGCUCAGCCGCAAAAAUCAUGCCUGUUCACUUCAACUAGACAUGCCAACAUUCCAUGUUCACAAACAUCUGCAGUCACUUGCAUUGAAAGACAGACUUUAAAUGUACAUAAGUUUUCAACACCUUCUAGAUUGCUUAUACCUAAUAAAUUAACUUCUACAGACAGUAUCAAGUGCACAUGCACUUCAGCUCUAAUAGUAGACGAUAGGUAUUUUACAAUGACAGAAAACAGAUAUUUGACGGGUUAUGCAAAACUUGGGACGUCAAGCUGUAAGAAAUGUAAGCAGAAGAUUGACAAAGGAGCGCUGAGGAUAGCAAAACUGGUUUCAAACCCUUUCUCAGAGGAUUCUGGAGACAUGAAACAGUGGUUCCAUCCAGAUUGUAUUUUUGAGACAUUUGUACGUGCACGAGCUACAACAAAGAAGAUUGAAGAUCCUGAUGAUUUGGAGGGAUUUUCUGACCUCGAACAGGCAGACAAGGAUACCAUCUUGACACUGAUCAAAGGUUUUCUGGCAAAAGCUGGUUCACCUGGAAAAAAGAAAACUCCAUCAAAGACUACACCUGCUAAGAAUAAGCCAGCAACCAGCACUACACCUAUAAAACAGGAACCAAAGCCAGGGCCCUCAUCAGAAUCUGGAUCAACAAGCAAUGGUGCCGGUCCAGUGAGCACUUCGAGUGGCAAAGAUGACUCCUUCAGGGAAUUCCGUCGCCUUUGUGCUGAUAUUGCAGAAGAAAAUAGCUACACUGGAAAAACAGCAAUUGUCAAAAAGUUUAUCAUGAAAGGGUCAAGUGGAGAUGGCUAUGAAGGCAAUCUAUAUUUACUGUUGAAGCUGCUGCUGCCUGGUGUUGUGAAAAGUGUGUACAACUUGAACAAUAAGCAGCUGGUCAAGUUAUUCAGUCAGAUUUUUCACACAAAUCAGAAAGCUAUGUUAGAAGAUUUGGACCAAGGUGAUGUUGCCGAGACUGUGAAGAUUUUCUUUGAGCAAAGCAAAGUCCUUCCUCCUCAGAAAAAAUGUAAUUUUACAAUACAAGAGGUGAACCAUUAUUUGGAGGACUUGACAAAGGUCACAAAGGAGGAUGAUCAGGAGAAAGUACUUGCAAAGAUUGCUCAAAGGUGUACAGGCAAUGACUUGAAGAUGGUGAUCAGACUGAUCAAACAUGAUCUCAGGAUUAAUGCAGGGGCUAAACAUAUACUGGAUGCCCUUGACCCCAAUGCAUAUGCAGCAUUCCAGGCAUCACGUGACCUUCGAGAUGUUGUGGAGAGAGUGAUAGAGAACAGAGAAAGUGGGGAUAAACCUGGUCUUGGCAAGAAAUUGUCUGUCAGGGCCUCUUUAAUGACUCCAGUGUUACCCAUGUUGGCAGAAGCAUGUAGAUCAGUGGGCUAUGCCAUGAAGAAAUGUCCCAAUGGUUUCUAUGCUGAGAUCAAGUAUGAUGGCGAGAGAGUGCAGCUACACAAGAAAGGAUCCCACUUUCAGUAUUUCAGUAGAAGUCUGAAACCUGUACUGCCACAUAAGGUAUCACAUUUCAAGGAAUAUAUUCCGAAAGCUUUCCCUACUGGAGAUGAUCUGAUCCUGGAUGCUGAAGUCCUUCUUAUUGACACCAAUACAGGAACACCUCUGCCAUUUGGUACACUUGGUAAACAUAAGAAAGAACAGUUCAAGGAUGCCAAUGUGUGUUUGUUUGUAUUUGACUGUCUUCAUCUGAAUGGAGAAAACAUCAUGGACAAACCAAUCAAGGACAGAAGAAAAAUUCUGCAAAAGGAAAUGAUAGAAAUACCUAACAGAAUAUUGUUCUCUGAAAUGAAGCAUAUCACAGAAGAGGAUGACCUCACAGAUAUGAUGACUAGAGUGUUUCAGGAAGGUUUAGAAGGCCUGGUACUCAAAGAUGUUAAUAGCGCUUAUGAGCCUGGUAAACGUCAUUGGUUGAAGAUAAAGAAGGAUUAUUUAAAUGAAGGUCAAAUGGCUGACUCGGCAGAUUUGGUUGUCCUUGGAGCUUUCUUUGGAACUGGAAAUAAAGGUGGAAUGAUGUCAGUGUUUCUAAUGGGAUCAUACGACCCUGACAGUGACAAAUGGUGCACAGUCACCAAAGUUGGUAAUGGAUUUGAUGACUCAACAUUAGAGAAAUUGCAAAAAGAGUUGAAAAUGAUGAAAAUCAGCAAGAACGCCAGCAAGGUGCCAGACUGGCUUAAUGUUAAGAAGAAUAUGAUACCAGACUUUGUGUCAGCUGAUCCAAAAAGUGCACCAGUCUGGGAAAUAGCUGGAGCAGAGUUCAGUAAAGCUGAGGUACAUACAGCAGAUGGAAUAUCUAUCCGAUUUCCUCGUGUAACCAAGGUGAGAGAUGACAAAUCCUGGAAGGAAGCCACAGAUUUACCCAGGCUCAAGGAGCUGUUCAAGAAGUCAAAAGACACAUCCGAUAUUGUGAUCCCAGGUACAAAGAAGGGCAAGGGACCAGGAAAAUCUCCAGCAAAGAAGGGGAAAUCAUCCAGUGGCAGUGAUACUGAUGUUGAUGACGAUACAAACAGCAAUGCUACACCUGUAAAAUCCAAAAGUUCUUCAGUGUCUUCUACACCAAGUAAAACUGCUACACCAUCUAGUGGUGGUGGAAUAAUGAAGUUUUUUUCACCAAAAAAAGAACAAAGUUCUCCGUCCAAACCAACCAAGCGAGCCAGUGAGAAUGGCGAUGAAUCAAGCCCAGCUAAGAAAUCCAAACCUGAGUGUAAAUAUGGUUCAGACUGUUACCAGAAGAACCCUGACCACCUAGCCAACUUCUACCACCCACCUAAAGUACAGCAGACGUCAAAUGGGGUUUUACCAAAUAUUUUCACUGGAGCCAAGAUCUUCAUUCCGAGUGAUAUGAAGGAUUACAAGACACUGAGGAGAUAUAUCAUAGCUUUUGAUGGAGAGGUUGUUCCAGAGUUCAGUAGAGCAACAGCAACUCAUGCAGUGGUACCAAGUGAUUAUACAGGUCCAGCCAUUAAAUGUGAGGGUGUUUGUGUGAAAGACACUUGGUUGUGGAAAUGUAUCAAAACAAAAUGUUUGCAGCCAACAGAACACUUUAUUCUGGGUACUUGAGUGCAAUCAACAGAAUAUUUCAUCAUUGGUUCUUCAACGCAGCAAACAAAACAUGUCAUCCUAUACUUAAGUGCAGUCAUGAGAACACUUCAUUCUGUGUCGUCCUAGGUAAUUAAGUGCAGUUGACAGAAAAUUUCAUCAGUGUUUUAAACGAAGUCAAAAGAAUAUUUCUUUGUUUGAUGUACUUGAAUAAAUCCAACAGAACAUUUAAUCCUUAGUACUUUAGUGCAGCAAACAGAAUGGUUCAUCUGGUUAAUGUCAGAGAGCAGCAAACAGAACAAUUCAUACUUGGAACUUUAUAGUACAGCAAACAGAAUGGUUCAUCCGUGUUUAAUGUCCGAGUGCAGCAAACAGAACAGUUCAUGCUUGGAACUGGAGUGUAGGUAGUAGGGGUGAUUAUUGUGGUCAAUAGUGACUACUGCAAUACUACUGAUAUUGUUGUACGUAAUAUUUCAAAGCUUUUAUCUUUAGAGGCCAAUAUUAUGCAAUGCUGUCAAAAUUUUCACCUGACAGCAUGUACAAAUUAGAAAUUAUAUGGCCUUAUGUUAUAAAAAUGUUAAAGCAGCGUGCCUCCAGAUUUGGCUAAAAAAUAAUCUUUCUUUCAAAUUGAAGUUUGGUCAUAUUAUGAACAUUAGAAUAUGAAUUUUUGUUUCUAAAAUAUUUUAAAAGUUCCAAAUCAAGAAAAAAAGAUGACCGCGACAGGAAUCGAACCCUGGACAGAUGCGGCAAUAAAGACAUUUUCCCAUCAUCGUAACCAAUAGCGCUAUAGCUGAAGUAGUGAAUAAUGACUUCAAAAGAUAGAUAUUUAUAAUCGAGACAGUUUACCUGGAGUAAAAGCGUGACAAAUGCUUUUCGACUUUCAUCAUAAAAAGUAGUAAAAACAGCAACUUCUCAUGUGUUUCCGUAAUAUAAAGUUUGUCGGUAAUUAAGUUUUAAAGCCUUCUUAAGAAAUAUAGUAUUUAUUUGAAGAUAUCUAAAAAAAAUAAUUAUUUUUUAGCUCACCUGUGACAAGGUGAGCUUUUGUGAUCGCGCAGCGUCCCUUGUCUGUGCAUCCGUCCGUGCGUGCGUAAAAUUUUCCUUGUGACAUCUCUUGAGGUCACAUUUUUCAUGGGAUCUUUAUGAAAAUAUGUCAGAAUGUUCAUCUUGGUAAAUUCUAGGUCAAGUUCGAAACUGGGUCACGUGCCCUCAAAAACUAGGUCAGUAGGUCUAAAAAUAGAAAAACCUUGUGACCUCUCUAGAGGCCAUAAUUUUCAAUGGAUCUUCAUGAAAAUUGGUCAGAAUGUUCACCUUGAUGAUAUCUAGGUCAAGUUCGAAACUGGGUCACGUGCCUUCAAAAGCUAGGUCAGUAGGUCUAAAAAUAGAAAAACCUUGUGACCUCUCUAGAGGCCAUAUAUUACACAAGAUCUUCAUGAAAAUUGGUCAGAAUGUUCACCUUGAUGAUAUCUAGGUCAGGUUCGAAACUGGGUCACGUGCCGUCAAAAACUAGGUCAGUAGGUCAAAUAAUAGAAAAACCUUGUGACCUCUCUAAAGGCCAUAUUUUUCAUGGGAUCUGUAUGAAAGUUGGUCUGAAUGUUCAUCUUGAUGAUAUCUAGGUCAGGUUCGAAACUGGGUCACGUGCGGUCAAAAACUAGGUCAGUAGGUCUAAAAAUAGAAAAACCUUGUGACCUUUCUAGAGGCCAUAUAUUUCACAAGAUCUUCAUGAAAAUUGGUCAGAACGUUCACCUUGAUGAUAUCUAGGUUAAGUUCGAAACUGGGUCACGUGCCAUCAAAAACUAGGUCAGUAGGUCAAAUAAUAGAAAAACCUUGUGAACUCUUUAAAGGCCAUAUUUUUCAUGGGACCUGUAUGAAAGUUGGUCUGAAUGUUCAUCUUGAUGAUAUCUAGGUCAGGUUCGAAACUGGGUCACUUGCGGUCAAAAACUAGGUCAGUAAGUCUAAAAAUAGAAAAACCUUGUGACCUCUCUAGAGGCCAUAUAUUGCAUGAAAUCUUCAUGAAAAUUAGUCAGAAUUUUCACCUUGAUGAUAUCUAAAUCAGGUUCGAAAGUGGGUCACGUGCCUUCAAAAACUAGGUCAGUAGGUCAAAUAAUAGAAAAACCUUGUGACCUCUCUAGAGGCCAUAUUUUCCAUGGGAUCUGUAUGAAAGUUGGUCUGAAUGUUCAUCUUGAUGAUAUCUAGGUCAAGUUCGAAAGUGGGUCACGUGCCUUCAAAAACUAGGUCAGUAGGUCAAAUAAUAGAAAAACCUUGUGACCUCUCGUAAGGCCAUAUUUUUCAGUGGAUCUUCAUGAAAGUUGGUCUGAAUGUUCAUCUUGAUGAUAUCUAGGUCAAGUUCUAAACAGAGUCAUGUGCGGUCAAAAACUAGGUCAGUGGGUCUAAAAAUAGAAAAACCUUGUGACCUCUCUAGAGGCCAUACUUGUGAAUGGAUCUCCAUAAAAUUUGGUCAGAAUGUUCAUCUUGAUGAUAUCUAGGUCAAGUUCGAAAGUGGGUCACGUGCCAUCAAAAAGUAGAUCUGUAGGUCAAAUAAUGAAAAAACGUUGUGACCUCUCUAGAGGCCAUAUUUUUCAUGGGAUCUGUAUGAAAGUUGGUCUGAAUGUUUAUCUUGAUGAUAUCUAGGUCAAGUUUGAAACUGGGUCAACUGCGAUCAAAAACUAGGUCAGUAGGUCUAAAAAUAGAAAAACCUUGUGACCUCUCUAGAGGCCAUACCCUUGAAUGGAUCUUCAUGAAAAUUGGUCAGAACGUUCACCUUGAUGAUAUCUAGGUCAGGUUUGAAACUGGGUCACGUGCCUUAAAAAACUAGGUCAAUAGGUCAAAUAAUAGAAAAACCUUGUGACCUCUCUAGAGACCAUAUUUUUCAAUGGAUCUUCAUGAAAAUUGGUCAGAAUUUUUAUCUUGAUAAUAUCUAGAUCAAGUUCAAAACUGGGUCACAUGAGCUCAAAAACUAGGUCACUAUGUCAAAUAAUAGAAAAAAACGACGUCAUACUCAGAACUGGAUCAUGUGGGAAGAGAUGAGCGAUUCAGGACCAUCAUGGUCCUCUUGUUUGUUGUUGUCGAACGAUCUGUAGGCAUGCGGCUUUAAAACAAAUCACUCAAUCACUAAAUCACUUGUUUUGGACAUACUUAUCAACCCAUUGAUGAUAAGUAAACUUGUGUUUGUAAGAGAGCACUGAAUAAAUGAAUAAUAGGGAAUUUCAAGUAAGGUAUGCAGUGAGUAAUUGUAACAAAGUUGUUACCUAACAACUGUUGAAUAUAUCCGUAUGUGCAUAAUUGAGAGGAUUAUUAUGGGCAUACAACUGCAGCAGUCCUAAUCAUGAUCAGUUGUUACCUUGGUACAUUGUCUCCCCUCAACAUAUUUUCUUAAAAAUAUAUAGGUAGUGCCCAGAGUAGUAGUCUUUUGCUAUGUUGAAGUUUUGUAGGAUAAAUCAUUGAUUUAAUAUGCAUGGUUUAAUCUCUUUCUUGUGUGUGGACAUCUUGUUUUCAAGUAAAAUUUUAGUUGCUGUAUUUAAGGUUUUUACUGCAUAGAAUUUCUGUAGCUUAGAUUUUUGUUACAAAUUAGUGUUUUUGCCUUUUCUUAUUAUAGAUUUGUUAGAUAACACAUGUACUUAACUGUUUUGUGAUUGAAAUAUUAAAGACAUCUUUAGAUGAAAAUUUUAAUGCUGCUUAAAAGUAGAAUUGCUGUGCUUGAUUAAUGUUUGAAAACCGGAAGUGUUGGACUUGAUUAAUCUGUUAAAAAGAAGUGAUUCAUGGUUUAAAAAACAAAUGUUGUACUUAAUGAAUCUAUUAAAAAGGCGAAAUGUUGUACUUGGUCAAUCUUUUAAAAAGUGGAAAUGUCAUGCGUGAUGAAUCUUUUAGAAAGAGGAAAUAUUGUGUGUGAUGAAUCUUUUAGAAAGGGAGAGUGUUUUAAUUGAUGGAUUGUAGGUUUUAAGAUGAAUAUUAAAUUUUGUGUUUUGACUCCUAAUACUUUGACUCAGUGUUGUUAUAUUUUUGGGUUCUUUUGACUCCUGGAGAACAUUAAAUUUCACUGUUAGGUAAUAGAAUUCCACUUAAUCCAUUGUUAGGGGGCAUGAGGUGUUUUGCACAUUCAUUACGUUUCAUAAACAGGCACAGUCAAACAAAAUCUUCUGUUACAUUGCUUUGUUGCAUUCUAUGGUUUAGAAUGAUCUAUUCAUAGAAUAAGCCCCAUGUGGUUCUGGGACGAUCUGUGUAUGAAAAGAAUUGGAACCACUGCCUUACCCUUGCAUGAUCGUAAGAGGCGACUAAUAGGGUCUUAACACUUGGUUUUGCUGUAACUCUGUGAUUCCAGCAGGUAUGCAAAUUUUGAUUCCAUACCUCAUGUUUUUAUUUCGAUGUAAAUGAGAUGUGAAACAAAAAUUUGUAGUCCUGUUUGGCGCCAUAUAACCUAUACUGUGUUGGUGCACCGUAAAACCCAAAUAAAUAAAUAAAUUUCAUAGAAUACAUUGGUUAUAGACUACUAAGUGGUCGCUCCAGUUUUUUAAACCUUAAAAAACCAGUGUACUAUGCUCACCUUUCAAUAAAGUAUUUUAUCAUUUGAUAUUGAUGUAGAAAAUACUCAGAAAAUAUAUUUAAUUGGCUUAGUAAAAUAUAAACUACUGUGAAAUCAUUUAAUUUCUUGGGCAUGAAUUUACGUGGUUUUGACCACAACGGCUAUUUCUUGGGGAUAUGAAUUUGUGGUUUUCAUCUUUUGAAGAUAAAAUGAUAGGGAAUUUUACUUGUUUGUUGGGAUUUAAUUUUGUGGAUUGACACAACCACGAAAAUUAGUCCCCCACGAAAAUUAAUGAUUUCACAGUAUGCAUAUAAGCCUGCAAUUAUAGUAGAUAUCAAGCAACAUGUGUGGUAUUUUAAACCUAACAUGCAGCACUGUUUAUACAUACAAACAUUUUUGUGUUAUGUUUAUUUAAUACUGUGUGAUAGUUGUUCAUACUUUUACAUUAGAACUUCAGGUAUAAUAUAUCUUCAAUGAACCAUCAAAUAUUUUUAUUCAGUUUGAACAUUUCAUGUUAUAUCACUUUUAUAUUGAUGAAAACCUUUAGAUUCACCAAAUUGAUGGGCAGUUGAGUUAGGUAUAUAGAAUGACUCUUAUUAUUUUGUUUAUCGAUUAUAGUACUUUAAUGCAUGUUUUCUGUUGUCUUUGGCAACAUUUUGUUUUCUUCAUGUAGGCAGCUUUCGUUUAUUAGCUCACCUGUCACAAAGUGACAAGGUGAGCUUUUGUGAUCGCGCGGUGUCCGUCGUCCGUCGUCCGUGCGUCCGUAAACUUUUGCUUGUGACCACUCUAGAGGUCACAUUUUUCAUGGGAUCUUUAUGAAAGUUGGUCAGAAUGUUCAUCUUGAUGAUAUCUAGGUCAAGUUCGAAACUAGGUCAUGUGCCGUCAAAAACUAGGUCAGUAGGUCUAAAAAUAGAAAAACCUUGUGACCUCUCUAGAGGCCAUAUAUUUCACAAGAUCUUCAUGAAAAUUGGUCAGAAUGUUCACCUUGAUGAUAUCUAGGUCAUGUUCGAAACUGGGUCACGUGCCUUCUAAAACUAGGUCAGUAGGUCUAAAAAUAGAAAAACCUUGUGACCUCUCUAGAGGCCAUAUAUUUCACAAGAUCUUCAUGAAAAUUGGUCAGAACGUUCACCUUGAUGAUAUCUAGGUUAAGUUCGAAACUGGGUCACGUGCCGUCAAAAACUAGGUCAGUAGGUCAAAUAAUAGAAAAACCUUGUGACCUCUCUAAAGGCAAUAUUUUUCAUGGGAUCUGUAUGAAAAUUAGUCUGAGUGUUCAUCUUGAUGAUAUCUAGGUCAAGUUUGAAACUGGGUCACGUGCGGUCAAAAACUAGGUCAGUAGGUCUAAAAAUAGAAAAACCUUGUGACCUCUCUAGAGGCCAUAUAUUUCAUGAGAUCUUCAUGAAAAUUGGUCAGAAUGUUCAUCUUGAUGAUAUCUAGGUCAGGUUCGAAAGUGGGUCACGUGCCUUCAAAAACUAGGUCAGUAGGUCAAAUAAUAGAAAAAACUUGUGACCUCUCUAGAGGCCAUAUUUUUCAUGGGAUCUGUAUGAAAGUUGGUCUGAAUGUUCAUCUUGAUGAUAUCUAGGUCAAGUUCGAAAGUGGGUCACGUGCCUUCAAAAACUAGGUCAGUAGGUCAAAUAAUAGAAAAACCUUGUGACCUCUCUAAAGGCCAUAUUUUUCACGGGAUCUGUAUGAAAAUUGGUCUGAGUGUUCAUCUUGAUGAUAUCUAGGUCAGGUUCGAAACUGGGUCAACUGCGGUCAAAAACUAGGACAGUAGGUCUAAAAAUAGAAAAACUUUGUGACCUCUCUAGAGGCCAUACUUUUGAAUGGAUCUUCGUGAAAAUUGGUCAGAAUGUUCACCUUGAUGAUACCUAGGUCAGGUUUGAAACUGGGUCAUGUGCCUUAAAAAACUAGGUCAGUAGGUCAAAUAAUAAAAAAAACCUUGUGACCUCUCUAGAGGCCAUACUUUUCAUGGGAUCUGUAUGGAAGUUGGUCUGAAUGUUCAUCUUGAUGAUAUCUAGGUCAAGUUUGAAACUGGGUCAACUGCGGUCAAAAAGUAGAUCAGUAGGUCUAAAAUUAUUAAAAUCUUUUGACCUCUAGAGGCCAUAUUUUUCAAUGGAUCUUCAUGAAAAUUGAUCUGAAUGUUCACCUUGAUGAUAUCUAGGUAAGUUUCGAAACCGGGUCACGUGCGGUCAAAAACUAGGCCAGUAGGUAUAAAAAUAGAAAAACCUUGUGACCGCUCUAGAGGCCAUAUUUUUCAUGAGAUCUUCAUGAAAAUUAGUGAGAAUGUUCACCUUGAUGAUAUCUAGGUAAAGUUCAAAACAGGGUCACGUACCUUUGAAAACUAGGUCAGUAGGUCAAAUAAUAGAAAAACCUUGUUACCUCUCUAGAGACCAUAUUUUUCAAUGGAUCUUCAUGAAAAUUGGUCAGAAUUUUUAUCUUGAUAAUACCUAGGUCAAGUUCAAAACUAAGUCACUAUGUCAAAUAAUAGAAAAAACGACGUCAUACUCAAAACUGGGUCAUGUGGGAAGAGGUGAGCGAUUCAGGACCAUCAUGGUCCUCUUGUUCAGUUAAUGGCCAAGCAUUAGCUUCUUUGAAAUAAACGUGAUUUUUAUAAUUUCAUCAUCAUGUUGCACCAGUAUUUCAUUAGAAACUGUGAUUUUGUGCAUUUAAACAUUGUUAUGCACAGUACGUACAUUCUCUUUUUAGUGUAUCAGUGUGAUAUAUAGUUUCAUCAUUCCUGUAUACAGUUGAACUUCAUUCACUCAAACUGGACAGAACUGUAAGCAUAUGUGUAUGGUCUCACUGCUCCUGUAUAAUAGUCUCAACAUUCACAAACCCCGCCCACUUAGCUCAGAAGGGAGUGCUUGGUCUACGGAUCACGGGGUCACGAGUUCAAUCCCUGGGUGGGGCGAAUGUUCUCCGUGACGAUUUGAUUAAAGACAUUGUGUCUGAAAUCAAUCGUCCUACACCUCUGAUUCAUGUGGAGAAGUUGGCAGUUACUUGCAGAGUACAGGUUUGUACUGGUACAGAAUCCAGGAACACUGGUUAGGUUAACUGCCCGCAAUUACAUGACUGAAAUACUGUUGAAAAAUGGCGUUAAACACAAAACAAACAAACAAACAAACUACAUUCACAUUGAGCCUUAGCUUUCACGUCUGAACACUGUUGUGGCAAAACACAUAUCAAAGAAAUGAUUUUGUAAGGUCAUGCCUGCAUUUCUUUGUUGUUACUGCGCUGUGGAAGGCGUAUUUUAUUUAGAAGAAACAAUCUUGUCCGACUGUGUAUCUAAAGAAUUGGAACAACUGUCUUACCCAUGCAUAAUUGUAAGUAGCAACUAAAAUGGUCUGAACACUUGGUGUUGCAGUAUCUCUGUGAUUCAUAGGUCAGUGGUCAAGGUUACGGUGAUCUUGAGACUGAAAAUGGUUUCAGCUCAUCAAAUAAAGGAUGCUUUAGCCUACAGUUCACAGACUCCAUAGGAUGAUUGCAUUCUUACAGAAGAUAACCAAUGACGUGUUGGGGAUCGAAAGACAGGAUUACAGUGACGUUGAGACUCAGUACUGUUUCUGCUUUGUCAUUCAGUUCUCAAACCUAAGAAUGAUUGCCUGCGGUCAGAAUAUUACCCCUACUAUAUUUGGGGCCAGCAGGUGGAAGGACAAGGUUACAGUAACCCCAGAAUUGAAAAUAUUAUAUUUCUCUUAUAAAGAACCCUUGGUCCUACUGCCUUCAAAUGUCGUAGGAUGCUUGCAUGUGGUAAGAAGAUGACCUCUAUUCUUUCAGGGAUCAAUAGAUCAAAGGUUGGGGUUAAAGUGUUCUUUGGACUUAAAGUGGAACAGACAAUCAUGGAAGGCAUAUGUAUUUUACAACCUGCUGUUCUUUGGGAUUUUGUUUCUAUUUUUUUUAAUAAUUGGCUUAAAAUUCGGGUGGAAAUAUUGAAUAUGUCCAUUUACAAACUUCAGUAAAAUGCCCAAUUGACAGGCUUUGAACUUUUGGAGAAAAUUUGUGUAGACUGUUGAUAUUGGUCAUCAUUUCAAAGGCUUUUCAGUUGUGUUAAUCGUUUUAAGCCAUUGUUUUGGUAUUGACUUUACAAAAAGGGUUCCUUGCAAAAUUUCAUAUGUCAGUAAGUUUAAAAAAGUCAGAGGCUUCUUAUACAAAAUACAAGUUAUAUGUUAUGUUAUAUGUUAGUGAACUUUCAUUUUUACAGUUUCUUUAAACUGAUAAUUUAGAUUUUUCACAGUUUCAUAAAUCAUUUUUAGUGCCAUUGAAAUGUUGAUAGCAAAUUUUAGUAGAACUUCAAGAUUAAAUUCUGAUUUAGACUGAUCAUCAAUACUAAAUAGAUAUUUGAAAAAUUCUCAUUCACUUAACAUUUUUAAAAGUUUUAAACGCGCAAUUUAGAUAUAAAUGAAAAAUAAAGUUUCAUUAUUGAACUAAUUUGAGACUGAAAAUGUUUUGUGACAGAUGUUGUAAAAUUAAAACCAUGUCAUACAUUUUACACCAAAUAAAAUCUGUUUUGGCAACUUUAUUUAUUAUCUAAGUUAUUUAAAUAAUGUAAGGCAUUUUUGUCAUACUUUUAAAGGCAUUUAUUGUAUUUGAAUGUAGUUUUUACUAGUAAAUGCACCUCAGGAAGAUGUACAUGUUGUGUAUAUAAUAGAAAGAAAUAAAAAGAAUAGAUUUUUUUUA